This is a messenger RNA of Diaporthe batatas, 3477 nucleotides long. RefSeq lists its product as uncharacterized. The transcript has 2 exons. Lineage: Eukaryota; Fungi; Ascomycota; Sordariomycetes; Diaporthales; Diaporthaceae. The record is from RefSeq and is a predicted model, not a curated record. Bases 1 to 3477 code for a protein of 1158 amino acids.
AUGGCCCCAGGCACAGCUCCCAAGGCCGCAAGGGCUCAUGCCCUCAGCGCCGCCAACGUCACGUCAAAGGCCACCUCUGCCCAGGCAGCUUACAACCUGGCCAGGGUUGGUGCUGGGGGGCAGCCUGUGCUCUCGAACCCGAAUGCUCACACAACAGCCCAGCUCGUGCCCACCGAAGACCCCACCCCGAGCGAACCACCAGAGGCCAACGGCUCCCCCGAGUUGCAGUAUACGAGCAUGUCACAGUCUGACUAUGCCGACCCCAAGGAGCUUGCGGGGCAGCCCUAUAAGGAUGGGCGGAUAAGAAACCCAGUCCCCAGCAAGCUCAAGGGGAAGACGAGCAACUCCUCAGGCAGUUUUGGUGUGAUGCACAUGGACAUCAAGGGCAAGGACCUCGCAACGGACAGGGACGCCGCUGCGAAACGGACGAGCGAGAACACGGCCCUAGCGGCCAAGAUGGCUUAUCAGAGCGGAUACCAACCGCACCGGAAAUCGAAUUGGAUGAGGAUACCCGAGGAGACGCCCGAGCCCGGUGUCCCUUUCACGGGGACUACUCCAUACGAUCACGCCCUGUACGGUCUGAAACAACCAGCCUCGAAUCCUCCAAGAGAGACGACUGUGACGCCGGUGGCACCCGCGACCUCAGCAGCACCAACCGCACCAAUGGUACCAGUAGCGCAAGAAGGGGGAGGAACGGCGACGUACGAGAUUCAGCCCUUGACUCCUGGCGAGACGAAGGAACAGCAGGCGCGGUUACUCACACUGCUUCGCACCCUGCAACCUGUCGCCGUCGUCGACCAGCUCUGCAAGGCGUUGGCAUAUUUUGGCGGCGUCCCUGAAGCCCCACCGCCACAGGACGGAAAGUUCCCUGAGAGCGCUGAGGCCAAUGGCUCGGGUGCCGUCUUCGUUGGAUGGGUUGCAGAGAUCUUUCCCGACCUUGAUGCCCAAGGAAGACGCAAGACCAGGGCGCCACGAGUUGUCGAGCAUCCUGUCGCUCCCGUCACUCCUGCCGCUGCUGCCACAGCCACCCCACCCGUACAGACAGUCGAAAAGCGAGGGCGUGGCAGACCCAAAGGUAGCAAGGCCAGCAAAUUCAGGAGUGACAAGGGUGUGAAGAAAGGUCCUAAGAAGUCAUCAGCUGGCGAGGGCGUGGAAACCAACGGCGGCGAGAACGACGACAGCUGGGUAGAUGCAGAUGACACUGCUAUCGGGGACCAAGAGGUUGUCCUAACGGGCGAACAGGCGCGGCAGAACCCACCAGCGCCUCAAACGAUCCCCGCCGAAGCAGAAGUGACUUCAAGCGCCAGGAAAAGGGGCAGGCCAAAGGGCUCAAAAGGCAAGCCCAAGGACGGAAACCCUGUGACAGAGAAUGGCUCGAGCAACAAUCUACAGCCACUUUCUGCGUUAUUCAGUCUGGGGAAGAAGGCGAGCCGGCCAAAGGGCUCGAAGCCUCGGCCCAAAGAGGGUGCAGGCAACCCUUCUGCUUCAACGGCCGCGGCUGGGACCACACAGAUGUUGGCUACGAAUGCCCAGAACGCUGCAGUUCCGGAACCACAACAACAGGGAGAGCCUGAAUUUGCGCUGGCUGCUCUGCAAGCCUUCAACGAGUCGCAUGCAGUUGAUGCAGGACAGCAGCAGCCAGGCUCAUUCCAGGCAGUGAACAAUUCUGCGCCAUCUGUGCCUGCUGCGCCCGGGGUGCAACCGAAGGCCAAGAAGGCCAAUGCUUCUAAGAGCGGCGAAAAGGCCCAGCCAGCCAAGAAGCGCAAGAGGAAUGCGAAGGACAGCGACGCUACUCACAACCAGGCAUUGCCGGGCAGUGUCCAAGCCACGAGCGAUGAGGCACCACCUAGCAAUGCAGCCCCGAUUUCUGUCAACGGAAAUGGGGUUCAUGAGAGUGCCAUUGCUGAGCCAACAUUGACGGCCCCGCCAGCUCCAAAACGACAGCGGAAGUCGAAGGCGAAGUCGUUAGCCAACGCUGCAGCAAAAGCCGCGCCCGUUGCCGACCAGAAUGCAGCAGCAUCGAGUACGCCACAGGUAUCUCACACUCCUGUGCCUCCUGUGCAGGCAGCUCAACCGCCUGCCGACGCUCAGGGAUACACCAGCCCGACUAUAGAAGAACUCACGGCCCAGCUCGAUGAACAUGAGGAGCAAAACUUUCGCGCCCCGGAGAUCACUACCAUGCGAGCUCCUACAAGGCAAGCCCACUCAUCACAAUCUGACCAAGCCCAAGCCCUAGCCCAGCCUCAAGCCCAGCCUCAACUGCCCCAACGGCCCACUCAGCAGGCUCAACCGCAGCAAGUUCAGCAACCAAAGGCUGUUAAUUCCGGCCAAGCGAUGGGCGAUCAGCAACAGAGGCAAGCUGCCAUGGCGCGUCAGAGGCAACAAUACCAUCAGCAGCAACAACAGCAGGCACAGCAGCAGGCACAGCAACAAUCCGGGGCACGGACGGCUUCACCUAGUGUCAACAACAUCCCUACAGCCUCGCCACAUCUGAGUGUCCAGUCUGUUUCUCCCAAUCUCAACCCAGCCCACUCGGUAUCCCCAAGCCUACAUCAGCAGCGCGUCUCUAACUCCCAGACGCCAACGUCCGUGGCCUCACAAGUCCAGAGCCAGCAAGCACGGAACUCGCAAGCCUACUACACACAACAAAAUCCUUCGACGCAGUCGCAGUAUGGUCAGCAGCAAGCCCAGCAGUAUGCGACAGCACAGCCCAAACAGCAGUACAACUUGCAGCAAUCCCAACAGCAGAGUUACUCGACACAGUCACCGUCGCAGCAGCCGCAAAGCUUCAGUGCCCAACAGACACAACCACAGUACGCGCAGCAGAAGCAGCAAUCUUAUGCGGCGCAGCAACCCCAGCAACAGUACGGCCAGGAGUCACAGCAGUACUCGACCCAGCAACGUGUUCAGCAGCCGCAAUACACCGCCACCUCGACUGCGACACCGUCUCAGACGAUGGCUUCGCAGUCACCACAGUACGGUGCUUCUGCCACACCAGCAUAUAACUCCAACGAUGGCGCGUUCCGGGCUAGCUCCUCGACGGGCUUGAGUUUUGCAACCUCCGCAUAUGGGACGAGCCAGUCGUCGAAUACGCCGAGAUCCAAUAACCUGUACCAGUCACCCGCCACAAACACCUACAGCAGCCCGAACCAGCAGACCUCAUCCUACGCCACAAGCCGCCGACCUCAGUCGACAAGCGCCUCACAGCAGACUCCCGUGCAGAACGUGCAGAGCCUGCCGCAAAAUAUCGGUGGCUUCUCUGAUUUUGGCGGCCUUGGGUUUGACAUGGCGGGCCUGGACAACUCUGCGGCUAGCCACAACAGCCUGGGCCUCAACCCUGCGCCUUACAACAUGAGUGCCGCAAACGUGUCGGGGAGGUCCUCGGCUGGCGCGACCAACUUCUCGUCCAUGAACAGCUUCGACUCGACCAUCCGCAACGACGCCUAUUCUGGCUACGGGCUGCCGGGUCGGAGAUAG